CCAGCUGUGGAUCAGUGAAACUGCUACGAUGAGGGGAGUCCUCCGAUGGGCGCUCGUCCUUGCCUUUGUCCUGUGCCUGACCUUGACCUUCAGCGAGGCCCAGCGGCGUAAGCGGAGGGCCCGAGGUCACCGCAGGAUGAUGCAGGACAGACACCGCCGAGCUCACCCCGGGGAGAGGGCCGGCAGAGGGCGCAUGGGUCACUGGAGGAACCGCCUACGGGGGAUGUUUCCCAACGUUUGCGUGAGCGAGUCGGAGGACCACCACAACGACAGCCAGACACGACCAGAGAUGUUACGUCACUUCCUCACCACCUCCCAGACCUGUGACGCCUCUGAGACGGCCUACAAGUGCAAGUUUACACAGCACACGAGGGAGGGGCGGCGAGAGGUCACCGUAGUUCAUCAGUGUUGCCAUGGUUACAGUCGGCAGGAAGGAGAUAAUGGCUGCCCAAGAAGUCUCACAUAUGUAUUUGUGAACAUGCCCAAUGUGAUAUCCGUGUCCGAGGAUGCGGCAGAAAAAGCUGUGGAAGAUUUACAGGACGCCAUACUGGGUCACAUGGUGGCUGGCAGUGUGAGCAGCUCUCAGCUGGAGGAUGAGCAAGUCGUGGAGACUGGACAUCCAGAAGGGUCAACCAUCAGGAUUAACUACUUCAGUCAGCCUGAACAGGUCAAGGCAGUGCUACAAUACACUCUCACAUACAACAUUUUCCACAACACGCUCUGCUGCGCCGGCAUCUUCCGCGGCUCGUGGUUCGCGCGGCCCCAGGUGCGCGUGCUGAGCGGAGACAAACUCAAACUGUCACGUGACCGGAGCGGCCGGCCCAAGAUAGGCCACGCCCACGUGGUCACGUGUGACAAGACGGCGACCAAUGGGAACGUACUGGAGAUCGACUCCGUACUGUUGAGACCCACACCCAGGAACUGGCGGUUCAACCCCUUCGCCAGGCGCGAUGACUACUGGCCUUGAGCAAGGUCAAGGGUCACUCUAUAAUUAAAAUGUGAGGCAUCGUAGUGAAAUCAGGCGCUCGUCAAAAUAAUGGAAAAAAUUCAGCAAAUUUUUGGCUGAUUGGCAACCUUUUUUUCUAAUUUUCUGAGGGGUGGGGGUGUUGACAACACUUUUUAUGUCCAUUAUCAAACAAGUUUGAUGUGGAUUUUAUUGAAAAACAUUGAUUAAAGGCACAAAAAAUGUAAAUUUUCAGUUUCUAAGGACUCCCAGUCUUUGGAAGUUACCAAACUUUGGCGGCCAUUUUCUCACUAAUUUUACCUCUAAAACCAGGGGUCCUGACCUCCUUCAAUAGCAAAUUCUCCGACUUUUAUUCAACAUAGGUGGAUAUUUUUUUCACCGAAAGGAAGACAAAUGAACAGACUUUAAGAUGAUAUCAAUAACCCCAUAUUAUGUCCAAAACAUGACGAGCGCCUGAUUCCGCCACAUCGUGACACCAAUAUAAAUGCUCGAUAUUAUUAACAUGCUACAGAAUGAUCAUAUCAUUAUGUCUAAAAGGAAAUGGGUAAGUGUUUGUUAUCGAGAUUUAAAAUUGCUUUUUUGCGAGGGGA
This is a messenger RNA of Aplysia californica (California sea hare), 1554 nucleotides long. Its product is annotated as fasciclin-like protein. Gene Ontology annotation, cellular component: extracellular matrix. Gene Ontology annotation, biological process: extracellular matrix organization; cell adhesion. NCBI's taxonomy places the organism in Eukaryota, Metazoa, Mollusca, Gastropoda, Aplysiida, Aplysiidae. Gene Ontology annotation, molecular function: cell adhesion molecule binding. The record is from RefSeq and is marked provisional.